AUGUUAGUAGUUUCGAGGUGGACCAUAAAGAGAAGAGUUGUAGAGUUUGGCCUGGAGGAAAUCAUGGGGUUUGCUGACAUGGCAAAUGAACAACUUGAUGGCGUAGUGCGACAGUUUAUACAAGAACAUGGGUUUGUAGUUGGAAGCCCCAUUAUAAAUGGCUAUCUAAGAUCGUUUGGGAUUCAAAUACAACGGCAUCGACUAAGGUCAAGUAUUGGCCGUGUUGACCCAGUAAAUGUUACAAGAGAGUGUACUCUGUUUCAGGACCCAACAGUUUGUGACAUAUAGAUGGGCAUCACAAUUUAGUCAAACGGGGGAUUCGUCGUUCGUGGGGCAACUGAUAGGUUUUCGAGGUGCAUAGUAUACUCUAAGUGUUUCACUAACAAUAGGAGUGAGACCGUGGGGAUCUAUUUCUUUCUGCUACACGCAUUUUUGGUUGGCCAUCAUGUGUGAGAACAGACCACGGUAGGGAGAAUAUUAAGGUGUGGGAGCUGAUAGAAGAGGCAAGAGGUUCAAUUGACGAUUGAACGUCUAUAGAGAGACGUUUUUUGCAUGUUGUGUCACAUUUUCUACUACACUUUUAAAGGCAAUGGAGGAAUCAGGUGUCCUUAACCGUGGCAAUGACAUUCACCUCUUUGUACUUCAUUUUUUUUUCUGCCAAUAACAAAUAGAAGACUUGAGAGGCUUACCUCUGUCUAGAAUAAUCAUCCAAUUUGUACUGAGCGCAUUUGGUCCCCUCUUCAAAUCUGGACAAAUGGCAUAGUUGACAUGCGAAAUAACAGUAUUGCUGCAGUAUCAGAUUUCCACCAUGGUACUGCCAUGAACGACCUUGAAUGGUUUGGUUAUGAUUCUGAACCUGUACCUGGUAAUGACGGUCUUAGUUUUCAGCAAGUUGAAGAUGUGAAUUUUGACUUACCAGAGGUAGUGCGGCAGGAGCUUGUUCGCGAAGUUGAUCCACUGGAGUAUUCUGACAGCUUUGGCAUUGACGUGUACCUGAAGGCAUUAUCAACAAUUUUGACUGCCAUUAGUAAGUGA
Molecule: messenger RNA, 1035 nt
Organism: Pocillopora meandrina
Lineage: Eukaryota; Metazoa; Cnidaria; Anthozoa; Scleractinia; Pocilloporidae
Source: the annotation of a GenBank genome assembly